Condylura cristata (star-nosed mole) is the source of this 1728-nucleotide messenger RNA. RefSeq names its product chromosome unknown open reading frame, human C16orf45 (gene BMERB1). Gene Ontology annotation, biological process: negative regulation of microtubule depolymerization. The record is from RefSeq and is a predicted model, not a curated record. Bases 147 to 761 code for a protein of 204 amino acids. The transcript has 6 exons. Gene Ontology annotation, cellular component: microtubule cytoskeleton. NCBI's taxonomy places the organism in Eukaryota, Metazoa, Chordata, Mammalia, Eulipotyphla, Talpidae.
CAGGCCGUGGCGGCGGAAGAGAUGGAGCCGCGUCACCAGCGCCCGGCCCCUUAAAAACGCUGCUGGCUGGAGCCGCCUUCCUCCCUGCAGCCCGCGGCAGGGAUGGAGUAAAGAGAAAUUCGUCCACCUACCCGUCGGGAUCCGCGAUGGAGUUAAAGCAAUCUUUGUCUACUCAUCUGGAAGCGGAGAAGCCUCUGAGGCGCUAUGGGGCGGUGGAGGAGACGGCAUGGAAAGCGGAGGGACUGGGGAGAAGUCAGCUGGACAUCAUCUCCAUGGCAGAGACGACCAUGAUGCCUGAGGAGAUCGAGUUGGAGAUGGCCAAAAUCCAGCGUCUGCGUGAAGUCCUGGUCCGCCGGGAGUCUGAGCUCAGGUUUAUGAUGGAUGACAUCCAGCUUUGCAACGCCAUCAUGGACCUGAAACAGGAGCUGCAGAACCUGGUCGCCAUCCCAGAAAAAGAAAAAACCAAGCAGCAGAAACAGCGAGAAGACGAGUUAAUCCAGAAGAUCCACAAACUGGUGCAGAAGCGAGACUUCCUGGUGGACGACGCCGAGGUGGAGCGGCUGCGAGAGCAAGAAGAAGACAAAGAAAUGGCUGAUUUCUUGAGACUCAAGUUAAAACCUCUAGACAAAGUAUCCAAACCUCCAGCCAGCUCCCGGGCAGAGAAGAAAGCCGAGCCCCCACCUAGCAAACCCACAGUGGCCAAGACGGGGCUGGCGCUCAUCAAGGACUGCUGCGGGGCCACCCAGUGCAGCAUCAUGUAGCCCUUCCCCGACGCAGGGCACCCCCAGGGCCAUGGGGACCCCCCUCCCACCCUCUUGUCUUCACAGCCCCCGUUUCGCUGGGGCUCAGGAGCUCGCCGAGGUGGAAGGGGUGAAGGCCAGCCGCGACUGCCGCCUGGGCCUGUACAGAGUGUAGCGUAGGGAGCCUCCCCGUCGCAUGCCAAACCCAGGAGUCUGUCUCUCCGUCUCUCCUACCACCAGGAAAGGUCCUCCCUCAAAAAGUGUAUCUCCACUUCUCUCUAGCUGUAUCAACCCACCGUGCGAAUGAACCGGGCGAGGGGCAUGAUCCCCAGGUGUGUGUAGUUGUGACUUGUCAACGACCUAGCACCACGUUGGACACAUCCCCAUCAGCCCCGACCCCUCUGUCUGCAACCUGGCCGUGCCCAGAGACCCCCCGCGGGCAGCCAGUGCACCCUGGAGACAGAGGAGCUGGCUUUAGAAGAGACUGAGCUUUGUGGGGGGUCAAGUCUCGCUUUGGCUCCCUCCCUCCCUUGCCUGCCCCUGGCGUGCUGAGUGGAGCAGGGAUGGGGCGUGGGCUGGAUCACCCGCAGGCCCAGAGGAGGGAGCAGAGGCUGGAGGCGCCAGGGGAGGAGGCUGGGAGCCCCCAGCAGAGGCUGCGCCCUUCCCAGCGGGGCCCUCCCCAGCCUGGCACCCAGACUCCAAACCACGGCCCACCGCGGCGGCGGGAGAGGGGCGACCCAGGCGUGUCCCACCACCAGACUGCCACCUCCACCGUGUGGCUCGAUGUCCACUUGCUACGGCCAGCUCGGCACGGCCCGUGUGACCUCUCUGUCCCUGUGUGUGUCGUGACCGGCCUCCGUAGUUAGCGUAACUCGAGAUCCGCUGAUGUGCGAUCAUCCAUCGGAGAAAAUAAAAAUGGAAACCACGUCCAUGGCAUUUUUAAAGUUUUAACUUUUUCUUGACUCUGGAAGUCAUCUGUGUACAUAGU